Molecule: messenger RNA, 3010 nt
Organism: Naegleria gruberi
Lineage: Eukaryota; Heterolobosea; Eutetramitea; Acrasida; Naegleriidae
Product: cytochrome p450 family protein
Exons: 5
Coding region: 1-2982 (993 amino acids)
Molecular function (GO): iron ion binding; monooxygenase activity; oxidoreductase activity, acting on paired donors, with incorporation or reduction of molecular oxygen
Source: RefSeq, a predicted model, not a curated record
AUGUUAGAACAAUUACAACUCGACAAUUUACCAAAUUUACCUCCGUGGGCUGUCUACUCCUCAAUAGCAGUAGCUUCAAUCGGGAUACCCUACCUUCUCGUCACCCUCAAUGAAAAAUCAAUCUUGAAAAAGAUUAAAAUUGUCAAGCAACAAGCCUCUGAUGAUUCCGAUGAUGUUCUUCCUCAUGAUCAACAGCAUCCACAAUAUUCAAAGAAGAGUUAUAAACCUCCAGUGCCAAUUCCAGUGAAUCAAUUGCAACAUUUUAAUACUUUUUAUUGUUUGUGGGUGAAUUUGUUCAAGCAAAAUCAUGGAACGGUGCAAUCGUAUGAGAGGGCUAUUAGAUCUGAUAAUUUCAGACCACAUUUUGGAUUUAUUGGGAAUAUUCCAGUGAUGAUGGUGAGUACGCCAUCUGCUGCAAAAACAAUCUUUUUAAAGUGGAAGGAUGUGGAGAAGGAUGAUUCAUUGAUAUUCUCUGAGGAUAUGCAAAAGUUUUUUGGUGUGAAUGUUGUGUUUGCAAAUGGAGAUGUCUGGAGAAAGCAUAGAACAAUUAUUAAUCCUGCCUUCUUUAAGAUUGAGAGAUUUACUGAUUGUUUUGUGAGAAAUUCUCAAAAGGCAGUUGAUUUAUUGAAAGAAUUAUCUGGUGGAAAGAGUCAAUUUGAAAUUUCACCAUCUGAUUUGACUACUAGAAUGGCUCUUGAUGUUUUGGGUUUAUGCAUGUUGGGAGUUGAUUUUGACUAUCUCAAUCAAAUAAUACCAAAUCGUGGAAAUAAGGAUUCGGAAAAGAAUUUGAAAGCCCUUGCAGCCUAUCACUAUGUGAUGAAUAAUAUGGGAAAUGCAGCUAGACUCUUCUUGGGAAAGGCCUUUACCAAGUUGCCAUUAGAACAAAAUAGAAAGAUGGACAUGUCCAUUGAGGAAUUUAACAAGUUCAUUGGUGAAAUGAUUGAAGAUUGUAGAAAAUCUAAAGAUCCUGCCAUGGAAGAUACCCUUUUGAAAAUGAUGGUAGACUCUGUGGAUGAAGAAGGGAAUGGACUCAGCAAUGAAGAUAUCAAGAACAACACCGCUGUGUUUUUCCUUGCGGGACACGAAACUACGGCAGUGGCUUUAGCUUUCCUCUUUUAUUCACUAGCCAAACAUCCACACGUUCAAGAAAAAUUACUUAAUGAAAUUAAUGAAACAUUUGGAAGUAAUGAAGAUUUAUCAAACUAUGAAAAGAUUCAAAGUAUGAAAUAUUUGGAUUGUGUCAUUAAGGAAAAUUUGAGAAUUUAUCCACCAAUUCCACAACUUCCACCUCGUCGUUUGGCCACUCCACAAGUCAUUGAUGGAUACAAGAUUCCAAAAGGUUUCCUUCUCAUUCUCAAUAUUUAUGCACUUCAUAGAAAUAGAGAUGCCUGGGGUCAAGAUGCAGAAGAAUUCAAACCAGAAAGAUUCAUGCAGUCAAUUGUUCCAAAUUCUUUUGUUCCUUUCGGAAAUGGACCAAGAAUUUGUUCAGGAAUCGACUUUUCCAAACUCGAACAAAAAGCAUUCAUCAUUUCCAUUCUCCAAAAGUUUAGAAUUGACCUAGCUCAUCCAAAUCAAGAAAUGCAAUUCAACAAACAUUUGCCAAACCUUGCUCCAGUUGAAGGACCUACUUUUAGAGUGAAUGGGUAUGAUAUGUUGAGGAAUAAUGCAGGUGGACCACCAAAUUUGAUGGGACAAACAUCCAGUGGUGGUGGUGAAGGAUAUUCUGGGACUAAAAAGUCAUCUCCUCGGCUCAUACUUCAAAAAACCUUUGGAAAUAUUGUUGUUCAAGCAAUUUUGAGUAUUAUUUGCAUGCUCAUUGUAAUCUCUCAAAUUAUUUGUGAAUUGUUUGUUUAUCCUGGAGCUGAUUUGUUUGGAAAGAUAUUUCCAAGAGCUUUUAUUUAUCCAAUCCUGUUGACCUUGUUGAUUUUCUAUAUUAUUGGGAUUUAUGCUUCUCCUACUUAUCACUAUUUGAUUAAUUUUCAAAUGAAUAAUAGAGUAUUGGAAAUUGUGGAAGAAACUAAAAAGGAGAAACCAGAAAUUGUGCUUACUGUUGAAUGUUUUCACUAUGAAACAAGAACUCAUACCACCAGAGAUGCCAACGGACAUACAAGAACUCAUACUACUACAGUGAGAGUGGUGACUCACACUGAAUCGAGAACUUUACCUUUUGAAUUUCACAGAGAUUUUUCACCUCAAUUUUCAUUCAAAAAUACCAACAAGAUUUUCAUCAAAUUAGACAUGACCCAACAAGUGUUUGUGAAUGAUGGCGAAUCGAAAAAGAUUUUGGAUCAGGAGAGAAUUGCCAUCUAUAUUGCAAAUAGAGGACGUGAUACACAUAUGGAUUAUUUCGAAAAUUGGGGUACUCCAAACUUCCAAGGUCAAUACCUGACUUGUAAUCCAAAUCUGAGAACACCUAGAAUUGCCACACCUUUUUGGUAUUUGACAUUUUGCUUGUUUUUCGUUGGGUGGAUUUAUACAAUUUGGUUCAAUAAGAGAUGUGACGCACAGGACUAUACAUUCAUCAAACAAUUGUCAUAUCAGCCAUUCAAUGAUGGGCAAACUGAUAACAAUACGGAUCCAACUAUGUAUCUCAAUAGUGGUUAUGGAUUCAGUUCAAGUGGAUCUAAUGCUUUCAGGAGGACUUUUAACACUACGGAGCAACAAUUGGACAUGCCAGCCAAUAUGUUUACUCAACCAGUUCAACCAAACAUUUACGGUCAACAACCAAUGGUACAACCAGGACAGGUUCCACCACAAUACGGACAACAACCAGGUCAAAAUCAAUUCGUGCCAAUUCAACAAACUCAACCAUACUAUCAACCAAAUAUGUACCAACAACCACAAAUAGGAUUCGUAAACCAACCAGGAAUUGCUUACAAUCCAAACUUUGUCCAACAAGAACAAUCAAGACAACCAUUCCAAAAUGAUCCUGAACCAGUUCAAUAUUAUCAAUCAUCAGGUUAUAUUCCACCAAAAAUUUAAUAAUUAAAACUUGUGGUAUCUUUCUGCU